AUGUUGUCCAGAGUGAGAGCCAGAAGCUUCGGCACCUCGUCGAGAGCGCUUCUCAACCACGGAAAGCCCCAAAAUCCUCCUAUCGACAACACUGUCAAGAUGAGAAUCAUGCCCAUCAAGCGAGAGGGCGAGACCUUGGAGGUCAAGAGAGCCAGAUUGCUCUACCAGUCCAGAAAGAGAGGUAUCUUGGAGAGCGACUUGUUGUUGUCGAGGUUUGCCAAGAAGUACUUGGGAGUGUUGAGUGAAGAGGACUUGGACGAGUUCGACACCUUGUUGGACGAGGCAGACUGGGACAUCUACUACUGGGCCACCAAGAACUUCGACGUGACUCCUUUGCCUGACAAGUGGAAGGACAGCAAGAUCUUGAAGAUGUUGCAGGAGGAUGCGCAGAACAAGGACAGGGAAAUCAUGAGAAUGCCUGAGUUGCACGAGUAA
This is a messenger RNA of Suhomyces tanzawaensis NRRL Y-17324, 435 nucleotides long. RefSeq names its product succinate dehydrogenase assembly factor. The record is from RefSeq and is a predicted model, not a curated record. Bases 1 to 435 code for a protein of 144 amino acids. NCBI's taxonomy places the organism in Eukaryota, Fungi, Ascomycota, Pichiomycetes, Serinales, Debaryomycetaceae. The transcript has a single exon. Gene Ontology annotation, cellular component: mitochondrion. Gene Ontology annotation, biological process: mitochondrial respiratory chain complex II assembly; tricarboxylic acid cycle; mitochondrial electron transport, succinate to ubiquinone.